AUGGACGCGAAAGAAAAGGAGCUCAAUAUCGACGACACAUCCGACAAAGAAGUGGCACAAGAAGAGACUGCUUUCAGCGCUUAUCUUCGAAUCUUUCGCUAUGGAUCGCCCACCGAGUAUACAUUGCAAAUUGCAGCGACUGCCUGCGCCCUGGGAUCUGGGGUCGCCAUGACCAUGGUCAACCUGGUGUUUGGCCGGUUUAUCACUCUCAUGGUGGAUUAUAUCUCGGGUGCUUUAUCGCCGGCGGUCUUUCGCAGCGAAGCCGGCCGAUUAUCUCUCUAUUUUUUCAUUAUUGGAAUUGCGCGCUUUGUCCUCACCUAUGGAUACAGCACCCUUUUCACGCUCGCCGCGUACCGUAUCACGCGAAGCAUCCGCCAUCAGUACCUCAAGGCCGGCCUGAGCCAAGAAGUCGCCUUCUUCGAUGCUGGAACAGGCGGUGCCAUUGCCAUGCAAGCUACUUCAAAUGGAAAGCUUAUACAAGCAGGGAUAUCGGAAAAGCUGGGGCUUGUGUUCCAGGCGAUUUCGACGUUGAUAUCGGCCUUUGUUUUGGCAUUCGUCACGCAAUGGAAGCUGACUCUAAUUUCUUGCUGCAUUGCUCCAACCAUUCUCAUCGUGAUUGGAAUAACCUCUGCCAUUGACGCUUCAAUUGAAACCCAAAUACUCCAGAUUCUGGCGCAGGCGGGAUCCUUUGCAGAGAGCAUUUUCUCGAGCGCUCGCACGAUUCAUGCUUUUGGGCUUCAACAACGACUCGUGGAAGAUUUCGACAAGUUCUUGCAGGCUGCACAGAGACUCGGUAAUAAGAAGAGUCCUCUGUAUGGGUUCUUGUUCUCGGCGGAGUAUAGCGUGAUUUUUGCGGGACACGGCUUGUGUUUCUGGCAGGGCAUUCGCAUGUUAGCCCGGGGAGAAGUCGCAGAACCGGGUGAUAUAUUUAUCGUGCUCAUGUCGGUGAUCAUCGCAUCGGCGAGUCUCACCUCGAUGGCCCCAUUCCUGAUUGACUUCACACGCGCUGCCUCCGCAGCUGCAGAGCUAUUCCGGCUCAUGGACCGCAUUUCGAUAAUUGAUCCGUUUGAUCCCUCUGGAGAGAAACCUAUGGAGGUGACGGGGGACAUUAACUUCGACCGCGUUUCUUUCAGCUAUCCCAUGCGCCCUGGUGUGACAGUGUUGAGUGAUUUCUCGCUACACAUUCCCGCCGACAAGACAACAGCUCUUGUCGGAGCGAGUGGGUCAGGCAAGAGUACCAUUAUCGGUCUAAUCGAACGAUGGUACAAUCCAUUGUCGGGAACAGUUAAGCUAGACGGCCUCGCCAUCGACCAGCUCAAUCUUCAAUGGCUGCGGAAACAGGUCCAGCUCGUCCAGCAAGAGCCUGUAUUGUUCGCCGGUACGGUAUUUGACAACAUCGCCAGCGGCCUCGUUGGUACACCAUGGGAGAACGAGUCAGAGCCCGAGAAGCUAGUCCGAGUGAAAGAGGCCGCCCAGAUCGCCUUUGCGCAUGAUUUUAUCUCUGACCUCUCAAAUGGCUACGACACUGUCAUUGGAGAGCGAGGGGGCUUGUUAUCUGGCGGCCAGAAGCAGCGUGUUGCAAUCGCCCGGAGCAUUGUCUCGCAGCCACGACUCCUACUGCUCGACGAGGCCACGAGUGCGCUUGAUCCCCAUGCAGAGGAAGUUGUUCAGCAGGCCCUUGACCGUGUCUCGAAGGGUCGCACAACCGUGACCAUUGCGCACAAGCUGGCGACCAUCCGCAACGCCGAUAAUAUUGUGGUCAUGGAGAAGGGACGUAUCGUCGAGCAGGGCACGCAUGGAUCACUGUUGGAAUCGAACGGUGCCUAUGCCCGCUUGGUGCGCGCCCAGGACCUGUCAGUGACUGCUCGACAAGACCCUGACGACGAUAAUUUGGAUACCUCAGAUGAAGCGGAUGAGCAGAAGCCAGUCGAGCUCACCAAGACACUGACUCGAUACUCGACUUCGACGCGAGGGGGGCUGGAAAAGCAGUUGGCUAGGGAUGAUUUCAACAACUGGAACUCGCUGGGACUCCAUCAUACAGUCUGGCGGGUGGUCAAUUCGACUCCAGAACUCAAAUGGACGUAUCUGUUUCUGACCCUGGGAUGUCUUAUGGGAGCGGCGGCUUUCCCAGGCCAGGCAGUUUUGAUGUCCCGGUUCAUUGAGGUUUUCCGACACACCGGCUCAAAGAUGGAAGAAAAAGGAAGCUUCAUUGCGCUCAUGUUUCUCGUUCUCGGCAUCGGUUGUCUCAUCACGUAUUUUAUAAUCGGAUGGUGCUCGAACACAGUAGCGCAGACCGUCAGUCACAAAUAUCGGAAGCAAAUCGUCGCCAAUAUACUCAAGCAAGACAUGCAAUUCUUCGAUCGUCCAGAGAACUCCACCGGAGCGCUAUCCAGCCGUGCAGACUCGUACCCACAAGGUGUGUUCGAGCUCAUGGGCUUCAACAUCGCUCUCAUUAUUGUUGGCUCUAUAGCUGUCAUAUCCUGCAGCAUACUAGCUCUAGCCUACGGGUGGCGACUCGGGCUGGUGAUUGUUCUUGCAGGUCUCCCGCCUCUGCUGGUAUCGGGCUAUGCGCGGAUCAGAACUGAAGCAGCCAUGGACCGCAAAAUUUCGAAGAGCUUUGGUACCAGUGCGUCAAUUGCUUCCGAGGCUGUCAAUGCCAUCCGAACGGUCUCUUCACUGGCGAUCGAGAGGUCUGUCUUGGACAAAUACACCCGUGAAUUGGAUCAUGCGCUCGCGGCAUCGACGAGACCUUUGCUAGUCAUGAUGCUUCCUUUUGCAUUUACGCAGAGUGUCGAAUACUGCUUCUUGGCUUUGGGAUUUUGGUAUGGAUGUCGAUUGGUCUCAUUUGGAGAUUUGGGUCUAGUUGACUUCUUCGUCGCUUUCUUGGGAGUGUUUUUCUCCGGCCAGCAAGCGUCUAUACUAUUUGGGUUCUCAAGCAGCAUGACCAAAGCAACUAACUCCGCCAACUACAUCUUCUGGCUGGAAGGACUUGAACCCACCAUUCAAGAAACAGCCGAGAACCAUGACACUGGUCCCAAUGGGUUUAAGUCUCUUCAAUUGAACAAUCUGCAAUUCUCCUACCCAAUGAGACCGCAUGCUCAUAUACUACGCGGCAUCAAUCUCGAGAUAACCAAAGGACAAUUCGUCGCCUUCGUUGGCGCAUCUGGCUGUGGAAAAAGUACCAUGAUCGCCAUGCUCGAACGCUUCUACGAUCCAGUAACAGGGCACAUCACAAUUGACUCCACAGCCCUAGAUACCAUGAAUCCAUGGCUCUACCGCAAUCAAGUCGCGCUCGUCCAGCAAGAACCAACUUUAUAUCCCAGCACGAUCCGCGAAAACGUGUCAAUGGGGCUACCCACAACAACCAAUCCCUUAUCAAUCUCCGACUCGGAAAUCGAAGCCGCCUGUCGAGCCGCCAAUGCGUGGGAUUUCAUCUCGUCACUACCGGACGGUCUGAACACGCUGUGUGGUAGCAACGGAUUCCAGCUCUCGGGCGGACAGCGGCAACGCAUUGCCAUCUCGCGAGCUCUGCUCCGCAACCCGCGCUUGCUUCUGUUGGAUGAGGCGACGAGCGCGUUGGACACGCAGUCGGAGCGGAUUGUGCAGGAUGCGCUGAAUGAGGCUGCGGCGCAAGGUGAUCGGAUUACGAUUGCAGUGGCCCAUCGGUUGUCGACUAUUAAGCAUGCUGAUGUGAUUUGUGUGUUUGAUGGUGGUAGGAUUGUGGAAACUGGGACGCAUGAGCAGCUGCUUGCCCAUGGCUGGCUUUAUCGGAAAAUGUGUGAGGCUCAGAAUCUUGAUAUGUAA
Molecule: messenger RNA, 3804 nt
Organism: Penicillium alfredii
Lineage: Eukaryota; Fungi; Ascomycota; Eurotiomycetes; Eurotiales; Aspergillaceae
Product: ABC transporter ATP-binding protein
Exons: 9
Coding region: 1-3804 (1267 amino acids)
Biological process (GO): transmembrane transport
Cellular component (GO): membrane
Molecular function (GO): ATP binding; ATP hydrolysis activity; ABC-type transporter activity
Source: RefSeq, a predicted model, not a curated record